AAAUUUCGUAGAUUUUUCAUUUUCAGUUAAUUCAAAUAAAAUAUAUUUUAUUUGCUUUUGCUGUCCAAAUUAAACAACAUUUUUAUCUGUUAGAGCAAUUUUUUAAUCAAUUAUUUACCAGAGAAAUAUUUUCAAAUGGAUAAACCACUGAAUAAGAAUAAUGAGUCGAGCAUUUCAACAACUGGUACAACUGGCUCCCCACAGUUUUCCGACACGCUGGAGAACAACGUGAAGUACAUGAAUUUAAAUUUCGUAGACAACUCGGAGUCCUCGAGUCAGGCAAAAGACCCAGGCAUUGAGUACCAAAAAUUGCCACAAACAUUUGAUGGUGGGGCACCAAAGACUACCAAACCACCGCCCAGCAAGAUACUACCAUCCAAUAUUCCUUUACCGGGUAAACAUGACAGCAAAAAGCCUAAAACAGUUUGCACGCUCAAGGAGAAGUCCCUCCUCGAAAUGGGUUUUAAAACAAAUGAGAUACAGGGCUGGGAAGAGAUUGUCCAGCCGCCCAAGGAAAAUCUCUAUAAAUUGCUACGCAAUAUGAUUGAUAAUCACAGAAAACCGAAUGUGCAGAUACGCAUCGGCGGCGUUACCUUCAAUUGCCACAUGAUGGUGCUGCAGUGUUAUUCGGAUUUCUUCAUGGAAUGCAACAAUGAGGUACUGAUACAAUUGCCAGAGGAAAAGAUAACACCCGGCGCUUUCAUGAUGGUCUACGACUGGAUGCUAGCCGAGGAGCCUUUGGUGCAGCGUGAGGGUAUAUUGGAGCUCUUCAAUGCAGCCAAUUUUCUACGCAUCAAAGACCUAGUGAACCAGUGUUGGCUCUGCUUGGACGAUGAUGUACGCUUCCGUGAAGACACUGCAUUCCUACUCUAUUUAGAGGCCCGCAACUAUGGACUUGAGAGCUUAGAGCAAUUGAUGCUAACAAGAAUUUGCAAAUUUUUCCUCACACUUGUCGCUUCGAAGGAAUUUAUGGAGUUGACUACCAAGGAGAUUUGUAUGUUAUUGAGCUCCAAUACGAUCGGCGUGAACUCGGAGAUUGAGAUUUUUAUGUCGGUUGUGCGCUGGCUUAACUACAAUUGGGAGGAACGUGAGCCCGAUAUGUUGCAAGUGGUCAAGUGUGUACGCUUCAGCUUGAUGCCGCCGUGGUUUCUUGUGACGUUGAAUAAGAAUAUCGAUUGCAUCGAAAUCGAUCGCAUUGCUAGCCAUCCGGAAGUGAAACGCAUGAUCAACGAUGGCAUAUCUUAUACAACGACUCAGCUAUAUUAUGGCGAAAAUCGUGAAGAAUUUCUACAUUUCUUGGAGCGUUAUCAGCUGGUUGCACCGGUUCAACGUCAAUGGGUUUUCGACAAGGAAUGCAGCUACCAUCAUCGCCUCGAAUGCCCCAAUAUGCAGUAUGUGACGUACAAAUCUUUUCUAGAAUAUCUCGAAAUGAUACACACCAUCGGCAAAGACUACUGGCGUUCGCUCGAAAUGGCGAAAGGGGUGGAGAAGUCGAUGCAGUGUUGCGUACGCUCCGAGUGUCGAAAAUUGAACAAAGUGAACGAACAAAAUUUAGGAUCCGUAUUUACGAUGCAAUGUCGCGAUCAGGGUAUUCAAGUAGAGACCAGUUUGAGGCAGCGAAAGCCGCUUGCCAGAGAUCAACGGUAUCAUGGUGAACAAAAGAUGGACAUGGUAAACACUUCGAGUCUUAAAAAUCUAAGCAGAAUGUCUACCACUCAUGUGCUGCCCUCUACAGCGUCCAGUUGUCACCAGCUCGCCUACAGAGCACAGCAUGAACAGCAAUAUCAUCACCACAGGCACAAUCGACAUCAACAACCACAAUGCUAUGAACCUUUCCAAGAACAAAACCUACAGCAAUCAAACUGCAACUACCACUACAACAACAAAAACAAAAGCUUAGAAAACAUUGCAAUUCCGAGCGAGCUACAUGAAUUGAAAUGCGACGUACAUCAUCGAAUAUUGAAUGAUGAAUACGAACAAAAGAGUGAAGUACAUCACUGUGUCGAAGGUGGUCACACACAUCCUCGUAUUAGUGGUAUGCAUGUAGAUGUGGCUGCUGGUGGGAGUAGUGAUGGGCCUAAGACAAUGCUGCAGUCAAAACUCUGCCAUACAAAAGCCUCUCAAACGCCAUGUAACAAUAUUGGCGAAUCAAAGACGACGAUACCUCCUCCGCGCAAAGAAACUAACAAUGGAAUGUCUAUGGGAGAGGAUGUGAAACCACAUGUGACACCAAUAGUGCAAGUACCCAAGACUGUGUUGUCAACUGUAGAAGAAAUUGAGUUCAAAACCAUAAAAGGUCGCAAAAUACUAAUAUUCGGUGGCAUCGAUCCGUACUGCCAGCAUUGCCAGCAUGAUAAAAUGAUGGCAAUGCAACAACAACGCAAGAGAUCACAAAUUUUUGGUGGUAGUGAUGCCGAUAAUAUGGAGCCAAUGCCUUACCAUAACGGCAUAGGCGGCUGCAGUACUUGUGGCGGUGUAAAUACACAGAUCAAUCAGCUGGAUAAUUUGGGAGACCGUGUGCUCUACUACGAUGCCAGCACUAAGCAGUGGAAGCAUUUGUGUUACUUGCCAUUCGGUUCACGUCAUCAUCACGCUGCUGUGGUCUGUAACGGACUCAUCUACAUAAUAGGUGGCACGAAGACGGCGCUAGGUUGUACAAAGAAGUCGAUAUUUGAAAAAUCUGUUUGGAGCUUCGAUCCGCAGACUAUUAAAUGGACAUUUGAAUGUCAUUUGCCAGAAUUGCGACGUGACUUCGCCGCGAUUGUAAGCGAUGAGCUCUGUGGCGGCGAAUUUGCUUGUAAACGUUGCAGAGGCAUAAAGGAGCAGCCGAAGCAACGAAAUAGCAACUCUGCUAAUGGCUUCUUCAUCAUUGGAGGUGAAGGCAUUAAUGGGACGGCAUUGAGCACAGUUUGGUACUACAAUGUAUUGCACAAAACAUGGAAAAAGAAAGCGCCGUUGAAUGUAGGACGUUACGGUAUGAUGGCUGCCAUGGUAAAUAACGAGAUUUGGAUAGCUGGCGGCAUAAUCGAAACGAAAACGAGAGCAUCCGACAGCAGAGAUGGUUUUAUCGCUAGUACAACAACACCAGCGGAUAUAAAGGCUCUGGGUGGUGGCGAUGGCGAUGGAAUUGGUGGUGGCGUUAAUGGCGCGGCAAAGGGCGUCAAUGGCAAUGCUGACAGUUUUGCUGUCGAAGCAACAAAAAGUGCAGUCGUGGAUGUAAUCACCGAUUCGAUGGAGUAUUAUAGUUUGAAGUGUGCUUACGGCAGUAGCGGCAAUGACGAACACGCUACGGAUAUACGCUUGCCUAAAGUCAAUGAUGUAGAUGGUGAUGCGACUAUUGCUGCUGUGGGUGGUGAUGAUGGCGUAGGUGGUUGCACGCUGUCCACUACUAUGAAGGGAUGUGCUGCUGGCAUUGAUGGCACACGAUGGAUUAAAGCAAAUCAGCAUUUGCGUAUACCACGAUUAUUUGGAAAAUUCUGCAGACCUUCUGAGAAUGAACUGUAUCUCGUUGGCGGAAUCGGAUUUAAUUCAGAUAAUGUUUUAACUUCCUUGUCGUCAGUGGAUCAUUAUAACUUUGUUGAAGGCCAAUGGCAUCAUUAUGGUGAUAUUAAAUGGGCCAGACACGGUCACGAUAUCACCACCCUUAAUAAUCGAAUUGUAAUUAUUGGAGGCGUUUCUACUAUCAAAAAAUGUACACUGACUAAGGUGGAAUCAUUUUGCAUGAAAACACGCCGAAACUUUAAGGAUCUGCCAGAAUUACCAUGGCCUUUGUCUGGAAGUGCUGUACUCGCUUUGGAUUGAUUUGUUUUUAUGCUGCUGCUGAGACAUUUUUCUUUCAUAGAUUUUAUUUUUAUUGUUUUUGUUAUUUUACAUAAAUAUUCACACAGAGUUGUGGUCAACUAUUUGCAUUAAUACGAAUACGUACAAUGAG
This is a messenger RNA of Rhagoletis zephyria (snowberry fruit fly), 3931 nucleotides long. RefSeq lists its product as uncharacterized. The record is from RefSeq and is a predicted model, not a curated record. Lineage: Eukaryota; Metazoa; Arthropoda; Insecta; Diptera; Tephritidae. Gene Ontology annotation, molecular function: protein binding.